AUGGAUGAGAUGAUGCGUGGACAAAGAGGGUGGAGAGAAUUAGCAAUCUUGGGGGAUAAAAUAGAGAAGUUCUCUGGUAUGCUAGAGGGCUUUAUUUGGUCUCUUAGGAAUAGUGAAGCCAAUGACUAUUUUGAUGAUUGGGCUUUUGAGAAGGUAAUAAUUAGGAAACAUUUUCUUGCACCAUCACUGCUUGCUUCUCUAAUUUAUUCCAUUGUUCAAAUGCAUGUUGGAAAG
Sphenostylis stenocarpa is the source of this 234-nucleotide messenger RNA. The record is from the annotation of a GenBank genome assembly. Lineage: Eukaryota; Viridiplantae; Streptophyta; Magnoliopsida; Fabales; Fabaceae.